CUCGACUCCAACAGGGAACAACAGUUAAUAGAGAAAUGGCGGCCAGCUCGAAAUCUGAAAAGGACGAUGGCAAACAGAAAACCCACAGAAAACACAAAGACAAUGUCGUAAAGCUUCUCGUGCGCGGAAAGCUGUCAGGACAGUUUUCCCAGCGCUUGUUCAGGAAGCUACCGCCGCGAGUGUGUGUCCCAUUAAAGAACAUUGUCAGCGAGGAGUUCCUGAGAGCAGGGCAUAUCUUUCUUGGCUUCACCAAAUGUGGCCGCUACGUUCUGUCUUACACUAGUGACUGUGGAGAAGAUGAUGAUUUCUCUUUUUAUACUUAUCACCUCUAUUGGUGGGAGUUUAACUUGCACAGUAGGCUCAAACAGGUCCAUCAUGUGCGACUAUUUGCAGGAGAGGAAAUCUACAGUGAUUUGUACCUUACUGUAUGUGAGUGGCCAAAUGAUCACUCCAAAAUUGUCAUCUUUGGCUUUAAUACACGCAGUUCAAGCUCUGUGCUGAUGAACUUAAUGAUGAGUGAUGAGAACAACAGAGACAUUUACAUCACCAUAGCUUCCAUGCCUCCUCCAAAACCUUGCUCUACCUGCUGUCCAGUUCCCUCAGCCACGACUAUACGUACAGGAAGUGGUGAGUGUCUUGAACAUGGAUUUGUUCUAAACAGCAGGUACCAGGUGGUAUAUCCAUUUCCCACUUUUCAGCCAGCUUUCCAGCUGAAAAAGGACCAGGUCAUCCUGUUAAACACCAGCUACUCUCUGGUUGCUUGCGGAAUCUCACUCUGCCCAGGGAAGUCUGGUCAGUCAUCACAGAUUCUUUACACGAAAAGAGCAGUCCUCUCAACUCAAGCUUCACUGUCCUUUUCGUCAACCUCCUUGGGUUCUUCCUCACUACCUCAGGGGUCUCCCGAAAACCGACAGGCUGUUUGCAGACCCACUCCAGUUCCGUCAUCUCCUAGUCACUCACAGGCAGCCAUUCGAGCUCGGGAGUUUGCUGCUGAUAUCUUCAGACGAGCCCAAGGAGGCGGAGUGAAAGAGGGGGAGAGGAGAACAGCAGAUAUUAGUGAAAAAGAGGCAGUGCAUAUACCAAGAGAUAAAGGGAUUAAUGUAGAGACUUCCAGAGAGACUGAAGACUGUAAAGACUGUAGGACAGAGGAUGAACGAACUAGGUCGUUUCCAGCAUCAACAUCAUAUGUCAACCAAAGUCUUCCUCAGGGCACUGAACAAGUGAUGUCCCCUGCCUCUUCUUCAUCAUCAUCUCCAUCAGCUUCUACCCUGUCCUCAUGCGAGGAUGUUGGCCCCAGUGAGCCUGGAUAUGUAAACUACUCACGCCUGCAUUACCGCCUACAACAGCCAGGAUCAGCAGAGCAGAAUUCAGGAGGUGCAGGAGGUUAUGAAGAUGAUAAAGUCCAGCUGCCUUUCACAGUUACAGAUCUGAAAGGACAGAACCUCCAGCUGGUGACUGAACCACAUAAUGGACAGAGUGUGUGUGUCGAACAGUUAACUUUGGAUUUCGAGUAUCUCAUCAAUGAGGUGAUCAGGAAUGAUGCUGCUUGGGCUCCACAGUUCUGCUCCUUCAGUGACUACGAUGUUGUGAUACUAGAGGUGUGUCCAGAGACUAACAUUGUAAUGAUCAACAUUGGUCUGCUGUUACUGGCGUUCUCAAACUCUGAUGAGGAACACUGCAGGCCAAACACAUACCAUUCCAACCUGCAGGUUAGUUGGGACCUUAACACAGGCGUUUGUUGUACUGUGGGUGUGGGUGACCUAACAGAAGUCAAGGGUCAGACCAGUGGGAGUGUGUGGAGUUCUUACAGGAAGUCCUGUGUAAACACUGUGAUGAAGUGGCUGGUUCCCGAGUGUAGCUCCCGCUAUAUUAAUCGGAUGACCAAUGAAGCUCUGCACAAAGGUUCAUCUCUACAAGUGCUGGCAGAUAGUGAUCGAUGUACCUGGAUUGUGUUAUGAAGACAUAAGUGUGGCAUCGUCUUUAAACAGAGCAAAACUGCUUAUGUUCAGAAAAUGAGCUUUUGUAAUGUAGUUUAACUAGUGUCAAAUUUAAACUGAAAUGAAAUGCUCCAGAUUGAAUGCUGUAAAGAUGUUUUCAAGGUUGUUUUUUUCUCCUUUCUUUGCCUAUUUUUGUACUGUAAUAUUGAAACCACCAAAAGUAUGAGCUGAACUGAACAAAGAUUUAGUUUUUACAUUUUGUACAUGAAGGCGUACGCAUCUGUAACUGAUUGUUUGCAUCAUCUGUCUCUGUGUGAUGUUUAUAUAGUAUACAUUUCUCUGUAUGAAUGAGUGUGUGUGUGUUUAAUGUGUGGAAAAUUUUACACAUGAGGCUGCUUUUGAAUAUGACUUUGGUCUGAACCAGUUUAGUCCAGCUGUGUGCAAUCAUAGGGCUGCAGUAUUUAAAAUGAGUGGGUGAACUUGGUACUUCUUCACUUGAACUUUCUUAUUUUGUGUGUUAUUGUUACCUUUUUGGUUUUGUUUUUAACCUGUAGGGAAAGUAGAGGAUUGGUGAAGUCAUCUGGUCAGAGGUUGGUCUUUAUGUUGUAUGUUUACUGGAAUUGAAGCAAGACAAUUCUUCUGGGAAUAUUUAGUUUAAUUAAAAUAUUCAAACACUUGUA
Molecule: messenger RNA, 2617 nt
Organism: Melanotaenia boesemani (Boeseman's rainbowfish)
Lineage: Eukaryota; Metazoa; Chordata; Actinopteri; Atheriniformes; Melanotaeniidae
Gene: dcaf15
Product: DDB1 and CUL4 associated factor 15
Exons: 13
Coding region: 36-1958 (640 amino acids)
Biological process (GO): protein ubiquitination
Cellular component (GO): Cul4-RING E3 ubiquitin ligase complex
Source: RefSeq, a predicted model, not a curated record